Mytilus trossulus (common blue mussel) is the source of this 2312-nucleotide messenger RNA. Its product is annotated as nipped-B-like protein A. Lineage: Eukaryota; Metazoa; Mollusca; Bivalvia; Mytilida; Mytilidae. The coding region runs from base 4 to 729 and encodes 241 amino acids. The transcript is spliced from 3 exons. The record is from RefSeq and is a predicted model, not a curated record.
AAAAUGUGGUUAAAAAUGUCAAAUAUAUUUCAGACUUGGCAAGAACCAGAGGAGCAGCUUCUACUUAGUGUUCCCACAGACUCUCCAAAAAUAAUAAUUCCUGACUACAACAAAAUAGACCUGGCCAAGCUAAAAAACGAUAUCACUGGUUCAUUUUCAUAUUUCAAGAGAGAGGAAGAUAAAAAGUGGUGGACUGAUUUUUUCACAGAUCUUUCUAGUAAUAAUGAAUCUCCUGAAGAAGCAGUGUGGCCAUUAAGUGAUUUAAUUGAGAAAGCCAAGGAAAGAGAUAUGAAAGAAACUUCUGACACAAGACAAUUAAGUGACUCAGAGUUGAGUGAUGUGUCAGAUGAAGAUGAACCAAUUCCUCAGCUUGUUGUUGGAAAGAAGAAAUCUGGUAGCCAAGGGGAUAACAGUACAAUUGUUGUAAGUGUUGGGGAGAUGGUUCUUCUAAACUUAGCAGAAUAUGAAAAGGAGUGGCCUCAAGUUGCCCAAGUGAUCAAUUCUGAUGAGGAGACCUGCAUGAUCCAUUGGUUCAGAGGAUCCCAAACCAAACCAUGGAAGCCAUGUAGUAGAGCGAUACCAGGGAAAAAAGGAAAACGUGAAGCCUGGACACAGACAAUCAAUAUAACAGAAAUCAUAAGGAACAGUUUUUGUUUAACAAAGGGGGGUUUCUUACCUAAAAAUGUAAAAGAGUUUUGUAAAAGUCAUGAACUUCAAGCCAAGAUUUAAGAAUUAUCAAUGCUUAAUAUUAUAAUUUAAUAUGCAUAUUUAUUGGAAAAACAGUUAUUUUAAAUUUUGGAGGUUUAUCAAUAUUAUCAAAAAAUAAAUACUUGCAAAUAACAUGAACAUUAACUUUAGAAACCACAUACCUUAUAAAAUAAUUUUAGAGUAAGCUUAUAUAUUAUGUGUCCUGCAUUUUACCUUCCCAAUUGUUUAGGGAGUUCUUGUCUGUUGAAGAUCCAUUGGUGGCCUUAAGUUGUUUAUACCUUUCGGUUGGUUAGCUGUCCCCAAUUUCCAUUCCUAUUUGAUUAUUCUUGAAUUAAAAAAUUUUGUAGCACAGAACUUUAAAUUAACUCUUAUCAUAUUUAUUUCAAUAAUUUUCUUACCAUGUUUUGAAAACAAUCUUUUCUAUAUCAGUCAAUGUGGGGAGACAAAUUGUUUUUGUCAGGUUCAUCUGCUUAUUUUCCAACUGAUUAUCUCCUAUAUUGAUAUGGAAAAAUCUAUGAAUUUUAUACUGUUACAAUGCAAAUAUGUAGGCAAUACUGACCCAUUCAUUUUUGGAGUUUCCCACUUCAUAUUUAUAUAACGUUUUUUGUCAGAUAUCAUUUUCAACAUGGAAAAACAUCAAAACUUCCUGCUUUUUUAUUUUAAUUUGCAUUUGUCAUUCUGAUUUACAAGAGUAUGAGUGCAAUCAAUUUUUUAAUAAGAAUUAAUUGCUAACACGUUUUGAUGAUGCCAAAAAAACAGGUCUUUUGUAUGAUGAUAUCAAGUUGGUAGGCAUGAAAAAUCAAAAAUCUGACAGUAUGAAGUACAAAAUGCAUUUAAUAUUAAAUUUCUGUAAGGGAUUUCAUCUAGGUGAUUUUUUUUAUAAUUUGAAAAAAUAAAUUUGUCCAUUACUUCACUAGUGUUAAAAAAUACUAAAAUGAAUUUUCCUAUGCCCAAACAAGGAUGUUACUGGUAGAGGGGCAAUAUAUUUUUGGACUGUGUGUAAGUCUGUCUUUUCCCUUUCAUGGUUACACUUUUGGGCAAGGUAGUUUUAGAGAAAGUUGAAUUUCAAUCAACUGCAAAAUGAGUACACAAUUUGAUCUUGAUAAGUAUUUCUAAUCUUUAUAAUCCCAGGAGAAAACGAUAAUGAGAGUGGGGUAUCUGUGUACUAUGAACAGAAUAUUGUUAUUAUGCUAAAUGUUAAUGAAUGUAUUGUUUAAUCCUGAAAUAUAUGUGGGUAACUAUUUUUGGCAUAAAUGAAUUGACUGCUGGAAUAAUGUUCAUAUAUUUAAAUGAAAGCAAUAUUAUGUAAAUGUAUAUUAUGUUAAGAACAGUGUUAAGGGGAGAAAAGUUUAGGUAUUUUUUAUUAGAUUAAAAUUGUUACCCUUGUCAAUUUUGAUAUAACUUGUAAACAAAAUGUGCUUCAUGUUUAUGCACAAUAUUAAGCCUGUGUAUUAUUGUCAUCAUUUUCAUAUAACUAUUGAGAGAAAAAAAUAUGUUAUCAAACUACAACUGCAUAUGGUUUAUUUGUUGGCUAUUAUCAUGUUCCAAGAAAAACUUCACAUAACAUGUAAGAGAAUGUCAACAAUAAAGAUUUGAAUACAUCA